GACUGACAAGUUGUUAUCACCCAGAGAAUAAUGUCUAAGUUCUAAGAGUAACUUGUGAAUUAAAUUGCAGUUUUAAAAAAUGUCAGAUUAUCCAUUGUGUCCUCCUUUUUAUGAUGAAAGUGCAAAUAUUAAAAUUGAACCACCAUCACCUCCACAAGUUAUGAUUCAGGAAGAUAAUACCAGCGCACAUCCAUCACAUACAUAUACCGAUAAUACUAUUUUAAUCAAAGAAGAAAUAACACCUCCAGAAGAAAUUGAAGAAAAAACCAGCUUACAUCACUCACAUAAUAAUACUGUUUUAACCAAUAAUGAAGAAUACAUUAAAAAUGAACCAGAAUUACAUUCGGAAGUAUUUAUUAAAGAGGAAAAAUUCGAAGAACCUGAACAAGAAACUACUGAUAUUGUGUCUGAUCAAGAUAAACAAAUUGGAAGUAAUAAUGAGAAACGUUUUGCAUGUGUUAUUUGUGAUAAAACAUUUGCUCACCUAGGUAAUUUACAUGUGCAUGAAAGAGUUCAUACUGGAGAAAAACCAUUUUCAUGUGAUUAUUGUGAUCAAAAGUUUACUCAAAAAUUCAAUUUAAUUAAGCAUUUACCGAAACAUACCGGAGAAAAACCAUCGACGUGUGAUAUCUGUGGUAAGAUUUUUAUUAACCCAGCUAAUUUAAUUUCUCAUAAACGUAUUCAUACUGAUGAGAAACCAUACAUUUGUGAUAUUUGUGAUAAAGCAUUUCUCGAGCAAAGUCUUUUAAUUCUUCAUAAACAAUCGCAUUCUGGUGAUAAUUCUUUACCGACUGUCAUUAAUGGAGAAAAACCAUUUGCUUGUGAUAUUUGUGAAAAAACAUUUACAAACAAAAAGGGUUUCAUAUAUCAUAGAAGAAUACACACUGGAGAAAAACCAUUUGCAUGUAAUUUUUGUGAUCAAAAGUUUACAAGCCGGGCUGGAUUAAUUUACCACACGCGUAAACAUACUGGUGAAAAACUUAAACAAAAUGAACAAGUUUCGUGUGAUAUUUGUAAUAAAUUAUUUAGCUCUAAAAGUAGUUUAACAACUCAUAGGCGGAUACAUACUGGAGAAAGGCCAUUUUCAUGUGAUUUUUGUGAUAAAUCGUUUACUCAACAAGCUGCUUUAAUCACCCAUAAACGUCUUCAUACUGGAGAAAAACGUUAUUCAUGUGAAUAUUGUGAUCGAGUGUUUACACAAAAAUCGAAUUUAAUCAUUCAUACACGAACACAUACCGGUGAAAAACCAUUUUCAUGUGAUGUUUGUGAUAAAAAAUGUUCAACUCAAUAUAAUUUAAUGUGUCAUAAACGUAAGCAUACUAAAGAAAAACCUUUUUCUUGUGAUGCUUGCGAUAAAACAUUUGCUCAACAAUACAGCUUAACAAUACAUAAAAAGUUACAUAAUGCCGAGAAACCUUUAUCCUGUUACGUUUGUAAUCUGGUAUUUGAUUAUCAAAGUAGUUUAAUUAAUCAUAUACGAACACAUAAUGGAGAAAAACCGUACACUUGUGAUGUAUGUGAGAAAAAAUUUUCUCACCAAUCGAAUUUAACUAAACAUUAUUUAUUACAUACCGGAGAAAAACCUUAUUCGUGUGAUUUAUGUGAUAAAUCAUUUAGAAGUCAAAUCAGUUUAAUAUGGCAUAAACGUAGACAUACUGGGGAAAAACCAUUUUCGUGUGAUGUUUGUGAUAAAAAAUUUGCCCAACAAAACAGUUUAAAAGUUCAUCAACGAAUACAUACGGGAGAAAAACCAUUUUCCUGUGAACUUUGUAACAAAUCAUUUACCGCUUUAACUAGUUUAGUUUAUCAUAAACGUAAACAUGCAGGGGAAAAAUCAUCCAAACAAAACACUGAAAAACGUUUUCCUUGUGAUUUUUGUGAUAAAACUUUUAUGCAUAAAUUAGGUUUAAUUUAUCAUAAAAGAAGGCAUACUGGGGAAAAUCUUUGUACGUGUGAUAUUUGUGGACAAACAUUUACUACACCAACGAAUUUAGCUUAUCAUAAACGGAUACAUACAGGAGAAAAACCGUUCUCGUGUGAAACUUGUGGCAAAAAAUUUAAUAAACGAACCAAUUUGAGAUACCAUCAGCGAGUACAUACAGGAGAAAGACCUUAUUCUUGUGAUAUUUGUGAGAAAACAUUUACACAGCGUACCAGUUUGUUAAAUCAUAAACGCAUUCAUACUGGCGAAAAACUUUUUCCUUGUGAUCAUUGUGGAAAAACUUUUACUCAACGAUCCAAUCUGAAUAAUCAUAAACGUAAACAUACUGGGGAGAAACCAUAUAGUUGUGAUUUGUGCGAUAAAACAUUUGCAAAUAAAGCUGGUUUAUUGUAUCAUAAAAGAUUACACACGGGUGAAAAACCUUUUUCGUGUGAGGAAUGUGGUGAAACAUUUACGAAUCAGACCAGUUUAAGUUCGCAUCAACGUAAGCAUACUGGGGAAAAACCAUUUGCAUGUGAUUUUUGUGAUAAAGCAUUCACGCAACAUUCUAGUUUAGUAAGUCAUAGACGAAUACAUACCGGGGAAAAACCUUUCUUUUGUAAAAUUUGUGAUAAAACUUUUACUCAACAUACCAGUUUAGUUAACCAUGAACGGAUUCAUACAGGAGAUAGACCUUACUCUUGUGAUGUUUGUGGUAAAACAUUUACACAGCAAUCGAAUUUAAAUAGUCAUAAAAAAGUGCAUGAAAUGCAUGGAGAAGAAACGAUUCCAUGUGAUAUGUGUGAUGAAACAUUUACCAAUCAAAGUAGUUUUGCGUAUCAUAAACAACGAAUCCACGAAAUUAAAACAGAGGAUGGAGAAGAAACGGUUUCCUGUGAUAUGUGUGAUGAAACAUUUACCAAUCAAAGCAGUUUUGCGUAUCAUCAACAAAUGCAUAUCGAUGGCUUAAAGACGGAAACUCAAAUGUUGGAAAGUGUUAAUGUUAAACAGGAACCUAUUACCGUUACUGUUAAAGAGGAAGUUUUUGAGGAGGAAGAAACAAUAGCAUAACUCUUUAUAUAAGUACUAACUUCUGUUUUGAAAAAAAUAUACUAUUGUAAAAUUACCGUCAUUUGCCAUUUAAGUUCAGAUAAUGCCGCCAUUUUCAGCCAAACAGAUUUGGUAUUUAUUGUAAAAAGGUAAGCAGUGCCAAAUGAUAAGAAUCCGGAUAGUCGGCGCUCUUUGCCGAAUAGUCGCCGACUACGAAAGUGGUCGGAUAAUCAGCUUUGCCGACUAGUCGGAACAUCACUAUUAAAAAUACAUGGAUCUGUAUUUUUAUUAUUUUACUUGUUUGCAAUUUUUGCAGCUUAGGCAUAUUGGGAAUAUUCUUACUACUUUCAAAGUCAAAAUUAAAUGAAUACUUAAGAGGGUGGCUAUUUAUUGAGGGAAGAAUCGUAUUUAGCUCUAUCUUUGCUAACAAACUGGCCUUUUUAUAUCAAACAAAUUUUAUAAUAUAAAUUAAUCUCGACUUUAAAUGACUUCUAUAGAGUUGUCCCCUUUGAGUUAAGUAAUUUUAGUUGUACUAUAAUUUCUCUAUAACUUAAAGAUUCGAAGAUAUUUAAGGUGGUAGAAGGUAUUGAUACACCCGGUGCAAAAAGUAAUCAUUAGUCUAGUCUCACUUAUUGUUAAAAGUGCAAUUUUUUUAAAUUUAAAUUCUAAUGGAAAAAUUAUUUAAGUAUUAAUUAUAACUACUAUAAAUAGUAGGGUCAUUCAAAAGGAGGUUUUGGAAUUUACUAAAGCGCGAUAGAUUAAUAUAAGGGAGAUGCCUUGCACUCUGUUGAGUAGCUCUAUCAUAGAUAAGCCCUUUAUGUAGGGCUUUUUUUUUUUGAAGGAAAUGCUCGAGUAAAUUCAUCAAUUCCUCAAUUAUUAAUUUACUUAUAAAUUUUUU
Chrysoperla carnea is the source of this 3869-nucleotide messenger RNA. Its product is annotated as zinc finger protein 271-like. Gene Ontology annotation, cellular component: nucleus. The transcript has a single exon. Gene Ontology annotation, molecular function: DNA-binding transcription activator activity, RNA polymerase II-specific; RNA polymerase II cis-regulatory region sequence-specific DNA binding. NCBI's taxonomy places the organism in Eukaryota, Metazoa, Arthropoda, Insecta, Neuroptera, Chrysopidae. Gene Ontology annotation, biological process: regulation of transcription by RNA polymerase II. Bases 80 to 2992 code for a protein of 970 amino acids. The record is from RefSeq and is a predicted model, not a curated record.